This is a messenger RNA of Aureobasidium uvarum, 1167 nucleotides long. Lineage: Eukaryota; Fungi; Ascomycota; Dothideomycetes; Dothideales; Saccotheciaceae. The record is from the annotation of a GenBank genome assembly.
AUGAGAGCCCCAGCCAUACUGAGAGUCAGGGGAGCCAGAGCAGCAACGAUACACACGCCAACACCUUCACCAACAUGUCCGACCCCAAGAAGCUACUCCUCGACCUCCACCACCACACGCCCCAAGACCGCCCUCUUCUUCCCUGGCCAAGGCGUUCAACGCGUGGGCAUGCUAGACCCCUGGCUCACAACCUUCCCCUCGACCGUAAAACCCCUGCUGGAAGAAAUAGACCAUACCCUCAACAUUUCUCCCUCAUUGACUUCACUCAUCUCCCACGGCACAAAUGCCACCCUCACCGCAACGCAAAACGCGCAACCUUCCAUCAUGGCCACCAGCAUCUUGAUCUUGAGGGUGUUGGAAAAAGAAUUCGGCUUCGACACCAAGCAAACAGUAGAUUUUACCCUCGGCCACAGUCUAGGCGAAUUCGCCGCGCUCGUUGCAGCAGGAAACCUAGAGUUUGGUGCCGCGCUGCGCAUGGUGCGCAAACGCGGUGAAGUCAUGGCCCACUGCUCUACCUCGACACACCAAGAAAUGGGCAUGAUAGCUCUAGUCUGCGAACCCGAGCAACGCGACGCCACAAUCUCGGCCAUCACUCGCCACUUGACCGCAAACCCAGACUUGAAGUGUGUGGUCGCCAACAUCAAUUCGAAAACGCAAUUCGUGCUCAGCGGAGAGAUUGCCCAUGUCAAUCAGACGUUGACGCAUAUCCGCCACUUCGACAGCCACGAUCCACGCGCCGUGAGACUAAAAGCCGAUUCGCCGUUUCAUUCGCCAUUGAUGCUGCCUGCGGUAUCUCUGAUGCGCAACUUGCUUUCUGCGCCUGGGGCAGUGACGUUUUCGCCGCCAGACACUUUACCUUGCAUCUCAAACAUUACCGCCAAACCCUUCACUUCCGCAUCUGAAUUGAUAGAUUUGGUGGCGAGGUCAGCAGCAGAACCGGUCUUGUGGCAUCAAAGCAUUGUAUACUUGCACAAAGAGCAAAAUGUAAAGAGAUGGAUAGGAAUCGGGCCUGGCAAAGUAGGCAGGAAUCUGGUUGGCAAAGAGGUGGGUAGUAAAGGAUUAGGUGGCAAGGGAGGCGGUGUAUUGGCAUUGACGGAUCCCAAAGAGAUUGAUGAGUUUAUGAGGGCUUUGGAGGAGAGUGAUAGAGGUGCCGAGGAAGAGACGUGA